AUGCACUUGGCGAGAGCUGCAAGCAGAUCUACUGAGUCAUCUCCCCCAGUCCCGGGGAGGCGCAUCCGCAGGGCUCCGGCUUCCCCGAGGGGCACUGCUGUCCUUGUCGCCGGCAAAGACCACGGAGUGGAGCAAGGAAAGAAACAGGGACGGACAAUAACAACUACAAAAAUAAAAAAUAAAAUAAACCAAAACGGGGGGGGGGGGCCGCAGCGUCAAAUCGUCCCUCUCCCGUUGCGCGACCUGCAGUGCGCGCCGCGGCGGCUGACUGAGAAGGAGGAACGACGGGCGCGGGACUUGCGCCGACGCGCAACCCGCCGCGGAGGAGAAGGAACGGAGCGAGGGAUGAGAAGCGGCGCCAGCCACUGUCGUUCCCAGCGCGGCGCUUCCAACCUCCGAUGCCGCCGCUGCGAGUCCCCGGCGCAGGAGCGCGGCCGGCGGCAGCGCGCUGCCUACGCUGCCGUUCAAAGAGCGGAGAGCAGCGGCAGGGCCCGGAGGCACGGGGCUCCCCCUCACCCUGCCCGCCGCUGCGAGUGCCGCACCCCGGGGGAGCGCGGCGGCAGGAGCUGCGCGGCAGCGGCCACCUCCGCGCUGCGGCGCGGGAAGGGGCCGGGCCGUGCUCCCACUGGCGCGGAGCUCCGUGCACAACUUUCUGCGGGUUCCUUGCUAGGAAGGAGGCCCGGAGGUGCUUCCGCACUAGGUUCCCACCGGCCCUUCCCACGGUUUCUUGAGGAAGGAAUUGCAGAUCCGGCGACGCAAUUUGGUGGAAAAGGAUCUGAUUCCCGGGACGGAAACUUAGCACUCAAGUGGGAGCUUAGAAACGCGGGCUCGGUGGCUACUCUGCUCAGGUCACCCUUUUUGGCCGAGGAACCGGUCCCUGCGGUUGGGUCGGGCCGCAGGGCCCUUGCAGAGCCGCAGAGUUACUUGCGGUUCCGAGCAGGGCCGGGCCGGGCCGGGAGGCGAGGGCCGGGGCCGGGCGGGGGCAGGCGGCGCUCGGAGGGGCUGCGGCGGCCGCGGAGCCCCUGGGCAGCCGCGCUGCGGCCGCAAUCCUUCCCCGGUCCCGACCCCUGCGCCCGCCGCAUCGGCCGCCAACCUUUCCGUCUCGCCUCCGAGAAGCGCCUCGGACACGGGAGAAACGUGAGAGUAAAGGCUGGGGACGGGGGUUUCAAAGCAGAAAAGCCGACGAGUGCUCGGAAGUUGGAAAUCGGCCACCGCUUCUCUGGGGGCUAUUUCAGGAGGAGGUCCCGGCAGACAUUUCGGGUUUCGCAAGGAGAGCGGUUUCCUGACAGACGGACGCACAGGGAACAGGCUUCUGGGGGAAAUCCUGCCGCGGCCUGGGGGACGCCGCCGCUGUCCCACGGCGCCCGGGCGGCCCGGCUCGGCGGACGGGGAUGGACGCACAAAUGGACGGAUGGAUGGAUGAGCGCUGCCAGGAGCAGUGAUGUCGGCAAUAAUUACAUAGAUACGGGCUCUGGUACUACAAAAUCUAUAAUGAAGGACAGCUAAUCUGAAUGGGAACAGGACUGGGCCCACAAUCCCUGAUUCUCUCUUAAACAUCAGCCUAAACAUGGUAUUUUUGAAGUCGAAAAGCUCACCAUAAUUCAUUAUUAUAUGAAAAUGUACCAGUUUUGAAAGUCAAAAAGAUAUAACACAAUGGAUAUAAUUACUGCUAAAUUCAAUAAAGAAAAAUUAUCAUGACCGAUGCUUAUUCACCUAAAUGAAUUGUUUUAUCGUUUGUACAAAAGGCCAAGUGUGCCAGCUACCUGCAACAGCUCUUAAU
Messenger RNA from Passer montanus (Eurasian tree sparrow), 1780 nucleotides. RefSeq lists its product as uncharacterized. NCBI's taxonomy places the organism in Eukaryota, Metazoa, Chordata, Aves, Passeriformes, Passeridae. The transcript is spliced from 6 exons. The record is from RefSeq and is a predicted model, not a curated record. Bases 1 to 1506 code for a protein of 501 amino acids.